Molecule: messenger RNA, 789 nt
Organism: Brassicogethes aeneus
Lineage: Eukaryota; Metazoa; Arthropoda; Insecta; Coleoptera; Nitidulidae
Source: the annotation of a GenBank genome assembly
AUGUCUAAACGUUGUAGAUACGUUUCCGACAUGUCGUCCUCAGAAGAUGAUUACGAUGGAGAUUAUAAUCCAAAUAACUCACAAAAAGAGAAUUCAGAUCAUGGAAAUACUAGCAGAAAGCCCACAAGACAGCCAAAAGUCUUUUCCAGAAACGCUUUAAUGGCAAGAGAGAACCGUUUGAAGAAAAAAAUGUACGUUAUGACUUUGGAAAAUGAUUUAUCCAAAGCCAAAGGAGAAAACAAAAAGUUAUCCACAAUAGUGGAUAAUCAGUCAUUUUUAAUAGCUGACCUGAAAAAGCAGGUUAAGCACUUAAAAAGUGUUCUGGCAAAUAGUAGUGACUUAAGUAACCUAAUUAAAAACAUUCAUCAAAGCACAGGUAUGUCAGUAUCAUCCUCAUUGGAUAAAAACUUAAAAAAUACAUGUGUUUCCAAGCCUAAACAACCCAUUGCCAGAAAAACAGCACACCCCUGGGAAGAAAGUAAACAAUACCCAAGUUUUCCUACACCAGAAUCCAUAAAUGAGAACAGCCCAUUGGCUGAUUGUGGAUUUAGUAAUGAUUUCUCAAUGGAUUUACUUAACUGUGAUAUACCUUUAGACUUAAAUCUACUUGAUGACAUUGACCCCUUGACCAAGUUAUACGAUGAACCUUUUAGUGAACACAACUACACCCAAAAGAAGAACCUAACCGAAGAAGAUGAUAUUGGAGUAUGCCUGCACGUUUCCAAGCACCGAGUUUCCCUGGAAUUUUGCUCAUCGUGCAGCGAAAAUGCCAGCGAAUCCUGGAUUUAA